UUAGCCAUGUCGGGUGAAAACAGGGAAAACACUCUUUUUUAUUCUGAAAUCCCCAAAACGGUAAACAAAGCUGCCAUUCUUAUGCUGUCUUGGAAGCCUCUUAUAGACCUCUUUCAGGCCAGCCUGGAUUAUGGGAUGUACUCACGAGAGGAGGAGCUGCUGCGGGAAAGGAAACGUAUUGGCACCAUUGGAAUCUCCUCCUACGAUUAUCACCAGGAAAGUGGCACCUUUUUAUUCCAAGCCGGCAGCGGGAUCUACCAUGUCAAAGAUGGCGGCUCAAAUGGGUUUACGCAACAACCUUUGCAGCCCAAUCUGGUUGAGACCACUUGCCCAAAUAUUCGGAUGGAUCCGAAGAUCUGCCCCGCAGACCCCAACUGGAUUGCCUUUAUUCACAGCAACGACAUCUGGAUCUCCAAUCUGGCAACCAAAGAAGAGCGGAGGUUAACCUUUGUACAUAAAGAACUUGCCAACGUUGAAGAGGAUCCCAAGUCGGCUGGUGUCGCUACCUUUGUGCUACAGGAGGAGUUUGACAGAUACACGGGCUAUUGGUGGUGUCCGCUAGCUGAGCCAACUCUUGGUGGAGGAAAGAUCCUUAGAAUUCUGUAUGAAGAAAACGACGAGUCGGAGGUGGAAGUUAUUCAUGUCACAUCCCCUAUGUUGGAAACCCGAAGGACGGAUUCUUUUCGGUAUCCCAAGACAGGCACUGCAAAUCCCAAAGUCACUUUCAAGUUAUCUGAAAUAACCAUUGCAUCUGAUGGCACAAUUGUGGGUGCUGUUGACAAAGAACUGGUCCAACCCUUCGAAAUCUUAUUCGAUGGAGUAGAAUAUAUCGCCAGAGCAGGAUGGACACGAGAGGGAAAAUACGCGUGGGCCAUCCUGCUUGAUCGUUCUCAAACCCGGUUGCAGAUUGCUUUGCUUCCCUCGGCCUUAUUUAUCCCUGUGGAAGACGAUGCCAUGGAGAGACAGAAAUUAAUCGAUGUCGUGCCUGAGUCUGUUACCCCCUUGAUUGUUUACGAAGAAACAACAGACAUCUGGAUAAACAUCCAUGAUAUCUUCCAUGUUUUCCCCCAAACUCACAAGGACGUGAUAGAAUUUAUCUUCGCUUCCGAGUGCAAAACGGGGUUCCGACAUCUGUACAAAAUCUCCACCGUUUUGAAAGAGAGCGAAUACAGACGAUCUUCAGGGGGACUUCCAUCUCCAAGUGACUUCUUAUGUCUUGUCAAAGAAGAGCUGCCCCUCACCAGUGGAGAAUGGGAAGUGCUUGGCCGGCACGGCUCAAACAUCCGGGUAGAUGAAGUUAACCAACUGGUAUAUUUUGAAGGUACAAGAGAUUCUCCCUUGGAACACCACUUAUACGUCGUUAGCUACGAGAACCCCGGAGAAAUUCAGCGGCUGACCGAAAACGGUUUCUCACAUGCCUGCUAUGUUAGUCAGCACUGCGACAUGGUUAUAUGUAAAUUCAGUAACCAGAAAUGCCCCCACCAAGUCUCCCUCUACAAACUGACUGGACUGGAAGAGGGGAUUGCUCAAAGGGGCAAGGACUUCUGGGCCACCAUUUUGCAUUCUUCAGGAUCUCUCCCAGAUUACGUCCCACCGGAGAUCUUCUCUUUUGAGAGCUCCUCGGGGUUUGUGCUUUAUGGGAUGAUGUACAAGCCCCAUGAUUUACAACCUGGGAAGAAAUACCCCACGGUGCUUUUCAUCUAUGGGGGCCCACAGGUGCAGCUUGUAAACAACGCCUUUAAAGGGGUCAAAUAUUUCCGGCUGAACACGCUGGCUUCCCUGGGGUACGUGGUCGUGGUGCUGGACAACCGAGGUUCCUGCCACCGGGGCCUGGCCUUUGAAGGCACCUUCAAAUAUAAGAUGGGACAAAUUGAAAUCGUUGACCAAGUGGAGGGCUUACAGUAUUUGGCUUCCCGAUACGAGUUCAUCGAUUUAGACCGGGUUGGCAUUCAUGGCUGGUCGUACGGUGGAUUUCUUUCCCUGGUGGCCUUGCUGCAGAGGCCAGAGAUCUUCAAGGUUGGUUCCCCUGCCACGGCCCAUUCCCUUCCUCUGGGCAUGUGUGAUGUGGAUGUGUAGAAGGCCCAGGAGCGGUAUUCCUGUACUUGAGGGGCUGCCACAAAGAAGAGGGGGUCAAAUUAUUAUCCAAAGCACCAGAAAGCAAGACACAGCAGUGAAAUCUGGCCGGAUCUAUCCGGCUUGCACAAGCCGGUAGGGCCGGCGACAGGAGGCUCCGCCCAUCCGUCAGGACAUCAUCAUCAGUAGUGGGUUUCAAUUCCCGGCGCUAACGGGAGAGUGCGCGCGGUGCACAGUGCUUCUGCACAUGUGCAGAAGCCAAUCUUGCUGCUGUUAGAAUGUGUAACGUUAGGUAAAUUGUGCUCUUGUUGUAUUUACCCUCACUAAUACCCAGCAAAAAGCAUUCUGGUUUUGCUUCUAUAUUUUGCAUUAGUAUUUCCCAGGAGUGAAAUGCUCCCGGUUCGGACCGGAUCGCCCGAUCCGGUAGCGAUGGAGGUGGGUGGUUCGGAGAACCCGUAGCAAAAAUCCCUGCCCCCCCCCCUCCAUACCCAGC
Messenger RNA from Pantherophis guttatus, 2566 nucleotides. The record is from RefSeq and is a predicted model, not a curated record. Lineage: Eukaryota; Metazoa; Chordata; Lepidosauria; Squamata; Colubridae.